UCACAACACGCUGGAGAGCCACCGGGAGCUGAGGGAAUCCACGGGACACGGCCGGAGUCACACCGACUGAGCUCUACCGUCUCGCAGCAUGUCUAAAGCCUCCAGGCUGGCCCGGCCUCCGUCGGCCAGGGCCGUGUCCAAGCUGCCCUCUCCCAGGAAGGAAUGCCCCGGGACGGCCGCUCUGGCCGGUCAGGCCCGGCUGCUCAGCGUGGGCGAGAAGCUGAUGAGGGCGGGCACUGACAACGUGCUGACCAAACAGAAAUCGCCAUCGGCCGCCGGGCCCCAGGACAAGGCACGGAGCGACGCAAGGGGCCCGGGUGAAGCCGUACCGGCCGUGGAGUCCAACCCUUGUAAGAGCAGAACCAGCCUGCCUAAAGCACCCAGACAGGAACAAGGCUCUGUACAGAAGCACACCAAGAGCAACCUGAGGGUCACCUCCCCCGAGGACACCGAGCACGCCCCGCGGAGACCGGCCCCGCCGAAUGGGACCCAGGCCCCCAAGGGCGGCCGCAGCGUCCCGCGCAGGCACACGCUAGGGGGGGCCCGCGGCAGCCGAGAGGUCCUCGCCAUGCAGCCCCCCGACAUGGACAAGAAGAGGGAGGCCUUCCUGGAGCACCUCAAGCACAAGUACCCCCACCACGCCUCCGCCAUCAUGGGGCACCAGGAGAGGCUGCGGGAGCAGUCUCUGCAGGGCAUGCUCUCCUCCCUUCACUCUGAGCUUGACGUUCAGAGGUACCUGAUGAAAGUCCAGUCGCACCGCACAAGUAGAAGCCCCAAGCACAGCCACAGCCCCCAGCCUGGCGUGGGCGACCAAGUGGACCACCUCUCCUUGACUUCGCUGGACUCGCUGGAGGCCAUGUCUGAGGUGGAAGUGCCAGUGGGCUUCACCCGGGGCACCCGGAUCCGCGCCAGCCUGCCCGUGGUGCGGUCCACCAACCAGACCAAGGACCGCUCGCUCGGCGUGCUCUACCUGCAGUACGGAGACGAAACCAAACAGAUCCGCAUGCCCAACGAGAUCACCAGCAUCGACACCAUCCGCGCCCUGUUCGUUAGUGCCUUCCCUCAGAUGCUCACCAUGAAGAUGCUGGAGUCGCCCAGCGUGGCAGUCUACGUCAAAGACGACAUGAGGAACAUGUACUACGAGCUCAGCGAUGUCAGGAACAUCACAGACCACUCCUGUCUAAAGGUGUACCACAAAGACCCGGCGCAGGCGUUCAGACCGGCCAAUGGCGAUACCAGGAUGCACGCUGAGAUGGCGAAUCCUCCGAGACAGCCCCCCAUGGGCCCUCCGGCCCAUCAUCCCUUGCAGGCGGGACUACCCCCGUCGCCGCACUCCAUGCAGCCUUCUCGAAUCCCGUUCAGCCCGCGACAGGCCUCUCUGCCCGGCAACGGCACCACGCCCCGGGAGCGCCUGUCCACCGCCAACCCUCCAACCCGCUCUAUCUCCCCUUGUCCCAGUGCCAUCCUGGAGAGGCGGGAUGUCAAGCCGGAUGGGGACAUGAGCGGGAAAACUCACAGCCUCAGCAGAGGAAAUGAGGGCUUGUACGCGGAUCCCUUCCUUCUCCAGGAGGGAAGGAUGAGCAUGGCGGUUGCACACGGGCCACACCCAAGCCCUGGGCAUGAUUGUCCAGACCACGGCAUGCCUGGAUUCCACCGCGCCUCUAUCCGCUCCACGGGUUCUUACAGCGGCCCCAGCCCCACAGACUCCAUUGACCACCCCUCCCUAUACAGGCAGAAGUCUCGAAACAGCCAACUGCCCACACUGGGGUCCAAGACCCCUCCGCCAUCCCCUCACCGCAUGGGUGAUGUACGGAUCAUCGACAUCCACGGCGGUGUCCCCAUGGAGAGGAGCUCUCCUGUCCGCCAGUCCUUCAAGAAGGAUGACGUCACGGGCGCCAAGCUCAGAAACAACACGGGAUCCUCCGAUCCCCAAGGUCACCUUCAAGGGUCCAUCCUGCCUGCGAGUGACAAUCAAGCACGAGAGCGAAUGAAAGCAAUGGAGCAGCAGAUUGCCAGCUUGACUGGCCUUGUUCAGCAUGCACUUUUAAAGGGGCCUGCCAGUGAAAAAACCUCAAAGACGUCGUCUCCGUCUCACAGUGCCCACAGCUCAGGUGACUCACCAGUGCCGCCUGCCAAGUGCGGUCCCUCCAAUGUGGUUUGCCCAGACAAGACCCAGGUUCCUUUCAAAGCCAACCUGUUGCAGUUCAGGAAAAACGUCUCUGACCUCAGGAUGCAGCUCCAUCAAAUGAGACAGCUGCAGCUCCAGAACCAGGAGGUACUGCGUGUGCAGCUGAAGAGAGCCGAACAGGAAAUCGGCAUGAAGCUUGCGGAGACGAUGCGGCGUCUGGACGACCCGGUCCAGAAGCAGAGGGUUUCGGUGGAAGAGGACCGGCAAAAGUACUUGAGCCUGGAGGAGCGUGUGCUAGUACAGCUUGGGGAUCUGGAGCAGUACGUGGUCUCUCUGCAGAAGGACUCAUCAGGGACUCACAGAGCAGUGACCCUGAAGGACGUGGAAGAGGGGGCGGUGACCCUAAGGAAAGUUGGAGAAUCUCUGGCAGGACUCAAAGGAGAGUUCCCGACCCUGCAGACCAGGAUGCGCUCUGUCCUCAGAGUGGAAGUGGAAGCCGUCAAGUUUUUAAAGGAAGAACCUCAUAAACUGGACAGCAUGCUGAAAAGAGUCAAGAGCCUGACGGACACACUCAGCAGUCUGAGAAGAAGUGCCACUGACGGCCUCCAGAAAGCAGCUGACACAAACAUCCCAGGGGACAACAGCCCAUCUGUAGUAAAGGCCCCCGUGGCGGACCCCCACCCAGCGUCAGUCCAACCUCGCUCCACAGCGCCCCCUCUGGAGUCCCAGAGCUCCACCGCUAAAUCGGAGGUCAACCCCGCUUCUCCGGUGGUCCUCCAUCACGUCGAGAGCUCCCUGACCCACUCGCAGCCGUCUGCCAGUUUGUCGGCCGCUCAGCUCAGUUUCGCACUUACGCCCAGCCUCACUCACUCCAACGCCCCCAAUCUCAGCAAGACCCAAGGCCGGGAAUCCCCCAAAGCGUCAGCCGCGGAGCCACCCAGUCCAGCCCACCAUAAGACGCCAUGCGGCAGCCCGGUGAACCAGAUCAACCGGACCAUCGGCCAAGAUCUUGUUAUUGAGGAGCUGCAAACCAAUCAGGACAAACGCAGAAACAGAGCCGUGUCUAUAGAGGCAGCAGAGAAAGAGUGGGAGGAGAAGAGGCAGAACAUGGGUCAGUACGAUGAAAAAGAGUUUGAGAAAAUUCUUCAAGAGGCUGAGGCCAACAUGACAAAAGGACUCCCCAGUCCAGAUGGGACGUCUAAUCCCGGGGUGCUGCCUUCAAACACCCAAAGCCCUCUACAGUCCCCAACAGAGCCCCAGCGCGAGACUCUGUCGGACAAAGCAUCCAAGAAGGUCCCAGAGAAACUCCCCAAGCCAAUGCUGGAGAAACCCGCCAAGCCAGUGCUGGAUAGAGCCUCCAAGACUUCCCCCAAACCUGCCUCCCCUGACAGUUCUCACAAGCUGGCAUCUGAAAAGGCCACCAAGUCCCCACCACCGCCUCCUCCCAGGAAGACCUUCACCAGCUCCGGCUCAGGGAUGACCACCACACGGUGUGGGGAGGUGGUGUACACCAACAGGAAAGACCCCGCGCCAGCUCAGGAGGGUGAAGACGACGAUGUGUUUCUUGUCGCCCAAAUCAAGCCCGCCAAAGCUGCACCACCAGAAGCCAAGAAUCCCGCGGCCCCGCCUCUUGUUGUUGCCUCUUCCGCCAGGGAUGAGGAGGAUGAAGGUGACAAGAUCAUGGCAGAACUUCAGGUUUUCCAGAAAUGCACAGUUCAGGAGGUAGGGGUGCAAAACGUGGUGGAACCCACCACUCGAAUUGAAGCCCAAAUAAGAGAACUAAGAACAGGGCCCCCACUGCCCGUCAAAGAGAAGAAGCAGAACUCAGAGUCCAAUCGUGACGGAAAAGAUCCAGACACUGAUGAAAACGGGAACACUACUGUGCGGCAAAGCCAAGGGGUCAUUUACUACGUGACUGGAAAGAUUCCAUCCCAUUCGGGAACAGAAGAAACCCAUGAACACGGGGAGCCCGCUCAGUCUCCAACACAGGUGUCAAAUGUCACUGUUAAUGACAAUUCUUCAGGCCAACCACUGUCACAGCCUUCCAAGUCACCACCGCCCAAAUCUCCACCGCCUAUUUCGCCCAAGCCUGUGGGACUGAAUGGAUUCAAACUGCCCAGGAAGCCCAUGAAACGCUCGGAGUCCUUAAAAACUAGCGCAGAGAUGGAGAAGGGGAAGAACCUAAACAGAAUCAACGCAGAAAAGAAGAGUCUGUUUAUUCAGCAGUCUGUUUCUUCCACUAAGAGUUUAAAUCCUGAGACUGCAGUCAGUACUGCAAGAGUGGUGACCAAACGUCCUGCCCCACUCCCUCCACUCAGGAGGUCUUCAAAUGAGGACAUCGAUCCGCCGAAACAAAUCUUGGAGGUGGGAAAUGAAGAGGCCAGCUUGAGUCCUGACGCAGGAGAAGAAGCACCACCUCCCCCUGACAACAUUGCCUUUAUGAUCACUAACACUAAAGUUCAGGCGCUGUCUUGUGGCGAGUAUCAGGAACUGGUCAAUGCCAAGAAAGGGGGCGUCCGGACAGUGACUGUAGGUGAUGCCACAAGCCGGGGAAGCGCCUCAGAAGAUUCCGCUGUGUCUCUGGAUAAUGGCUUCAGUAAGAAGCCCGUCAUCAUUAUUUUCGACGAACCCAUGGACAUCCGCUCGGCCUACAAACGCCUGUCCACCAUCUUUGAGUGCGAGGAGGAGCUGGACAGGAUGCUCGCAGCGGAGCGCAUCGAUGAGGAGAGCGAGGAGUCAGACACAGACGGAAGCAGCGGGCUGCAGGUGAAAGACAAAGGAUCUGCGGUCGACAGCAAAAAGGUCCGUUCUUCUCAGGGUGACCAAACCAGCCUGUCGUCCUCCUCUUCAUCUUUAGUCUCAGAAUCGGGAGACGGCAAGCAGGACGGCAAGAAAAAGUUCAAGUUCAAGUUCCCUAAGAAACAGCUGGCAGCACUGACCCAAGCAAUUCGCAGCGGCACCAAGUCUGGAAAGAAGACACUACAGGUGGUUGUCUAUGAGGACGAGGAGGAGUCAGACGGGACAGUAAAGCAGCACAAAGAAGCCAAGCGAUUCGAGAUCUCACGCUCAAAGUUCUUAGCGGACACCGUCAAAGCACCGAGCCCGACCCCACUUAAGAGGCAGAACUCUGACUCCAUCUGCAGGACAAACGAGAUACGUAAGAGCACGUACAAGACAUUGGACAGCCUGGAACAGACCAUCAAACAGCUGGAGAACACCAUAAACGAAAUGGGUCCUUGCUCGCCCGAGGAGCCCGUUUGCGCUGAGGUGACAAAGGAAGAGAAAGUCUCGCUGGGCGUUGGGCUGAAGAGGUCGGCCUCUCUGCCUACCUCCAGAGGCUCGGCUCUUAAACUAGCCGGGAAGAGUUCAUUCCAGAAGAAGACUAAACCUGUGCUCCUCCCACGCCCUGUAGUCAUCCCCAGCACCGCCAGCACCGCGAUCCCUACCCCCAGUGCCCCCAUCACCCUCCAGCAGAACACCAGUGUCGCUUCCCCCACUAGUCGGAUGCCCGUCCCUUCCACGGCGAAGUCCAGGCAGUCGCCGGCAACGACUGACAAAGCGGCGAAACAGCAAAAACUGCAGGACGCUCAAAGGCAGUUCCGACAGGCUAACGGAAGUACUAAAAGAGUGGGAGGGGAUCAUAAAACCACUUCCCCCACUGUCUCUAAAAUCCCCGCUUUUUACCCUAGCACGACUAAGAACACCUCAGACGCCUGUAAUCCCACUAACGCCCCCCCCUCCUCCAAGUCCUCCCUGCCGUCCCCGCACGGCGCUCGCCCCGCCGCCCCUUCCUCCCACAUCCCCUCCCUGUCUAACGGAUGUCUCAAACCUCCCUCGCAGCACGCGGGCAAAGCCCUGGCGUUCUCCGCGCAGGCCCAGAACGGUCGCGUGCACUCCUCCUCCUCCUUCUCCUCUUCAUCCUCCUCUUCCACCCCCUCCCCUCUGUCGCCCACACCCGUGGGCCCGGGCGGGAAGAGCAUCCGAACCAUUCACACCCCCAGCUUCACCAGCUACAGGGCCCACAACGGCAACGGCGGCAAAUCCUGCAUCCCGACCACCUCCACGGCUAAGGACGCUAUUUAGACCGGCUCUGGCCUACUCCCUCUUCAAGUCGCCCGGGUUUAUUUCCUAAGUAUCAAGUGAGCCCGCUUCCUGUCUUAUUUUUCCACUGACCAUACUUUUUAACACAAUGUGGCGUUUAAGAUCUAUUUUUUAUUCUGGGUUUUUAACGAUAUAUCUGGCAGACGGUGUAGAGAUUGUCUUUUAUUUUUCCUACCAGAGCUUUGGAUAUGCAUAGUAUAUUUUAACGCCCUAGCCCGUGUAAAUGCCUUAUGAAGCCACUUUAACGACUACUUUCUCAUCAACCCUCAAUUGCCAAGAUCGAAAAUGGGGGGAAAAAAAAAAUCAAGUGACGCCCUGAGUAAUAACAAGCGUGCCUAUUUGCCAAACCGCACCUUUUUCGGGGACUUGCUGUCGUCUGUAAUGUACAAACCCCGUUUCCAUAUGAGUUGGGAAAUUGUGUUAGAUGUAAAUAUAAACGGAAUACAAUGAUUUGCAAAUCCUUUUCAACCCAUAUUCAGUUGAAUGCACUACAAAGACAAAAUAUUUGAUGUUAAAACAUCUAAACUUUAUUUUAUUUUUUUUGCAAAUAAUAAUUAACUUAGAAUUUCAUGGUUGCAACACGUGCCAAAGUAGUUGGGAAAGGGCAUGUUCACCACUGUGUUACAUCACAUUUUCUUUUAACAACACUCAAUAAACGUUUUGGAACUGAGGAAACUAAUUGUUGAAGCUUUGAAAGUGGAAUUCUUUCCCUUUCUUGUUUUACGUAGAGCUUCAGUUGUUCAACAGUCCGGGGUCUCCGCUGUCGUAUUUUACGCUUCAUAAUACGCCACACAUUUUGGAUGGGAGACAGGUCUGGACUGCAAGCGGGCCAGGAAAGUACCCACACUUUUUUUUACAAAGCCACGCUGUUGUAACACGUGCUGAAUGUGGCUUGGGAUUGUCUUGCUGAAAUAAGCAGGGGCGUCCAUGAAAAAGACGGUGCUUAGAUGGCAGCAUAUGUUGUUCCAAAACCUGUAUGUACCUUUCAGCAUUAAUGGUGCCUUCACAGAUGUGUAAGUUACCCAUGCCUUGGGCACUAAUGCACCCCCAUAAUAUCACAGAUGCUGGCUUUUGAACUUUGCGUCGAUAACAGUCUGGAUGGUUAGCUUCCCCUUUGGUCCAGAUGAUACGAGGUCGAAUAUUUCCAAAAUCAAUUUGAAAUGUGGAUUCGUCAGACCACAGAACACUUUUCCACUUUGCAUCAGUCCAUCUUAGAUGAUCUCGGGCCCAGAGAAGCCGGCGGCGUUUCUGGAUGUUGUUGAUAAAUGGCUUUCGCUUUGCAUAGUAGAGCUUUAACUUGCACUUACAGAUGUAGCGACGAACUGUAUUUAGUGACAGUCGUUUUCUGAAGUGUUCCUGAGCCCAUGUGGUGAUAUCCUAUCGAAAGUCAUGGUCAUUCAAUGUUGGUUUCCGGCCAUGCCUCUUACGUGGAGUGAUUUCUCCAGAUUCUCUGAAUCUUUUGAUGAUAUUAUGGACCGUAGAUGUUGAAAUCCCUAAAUUUCUUGCAAUUUCACUUUGAGAAACGUUGUUUUUAAACUUUUUGACUAUUUGCUCACGCAGUUGUAGACAAAGGGGUGUACCUCGCCCCAUCCUUCCUUUUGAAAGACUAAGAAUUUUUUGGGAAGCUGUUUUUAUACCCAAUUAUGGCACCCACCUGUUCCCAAUUAGCCUGCACACCUGUGGGAUGUUCCAAAUAAGUGUUUGAUGAGCAUUCCUCAACUUUAUCAGUAUUUACUUCCACCUUUCCCAACUUCUUUGUCACGUGUUGCUGGCAUCAAAUUCUAAAGUUAAUGAUUAUUUGCAAAAAAAAAAGUUUAUCAGUUUGAACAUCAAAUAUGUUGUCUUUGUAGCAUAUUCAACUGAAUAUGGGUUGAAAAUUAUUUGCAAAUCAUUGUAUUCCGUUUAUAUUUACGUCUAACACAAUUUCCCAACUCAUAUGGAAACGCGGUUUGUAAACAAUGGAUCACUCCAAUUGAAAAGUCAACGCCUCCACUAAGACAGUAAGUAGUUUUCUUAACAUACCAAAGUUUGUUUGUAUGCAUGCCUAUCGGAUAUUUUAGGAGAGUGCUGUAAAAAAUAAAAAAUUAUGUUUGCACAAA
This is a messenger RNA of Nerophis ophidion (straightnose pipefish), 8328 nucleotides long. Its product is annotated as sickle tail protein. NCBI's taxonomy places the organism in Eukaryota, Metazoa, Chordata, Actinopteri, Syngnathiformes, Syngnathidae. The coding region runs from base 89 to 6211 and encodes 2040 amino acids. Gene Ontology annotation, cellular component: cytoplasm. The record is from RefSeq and is a predicted model, not a curated record. The transcript is spliced from 22 exons.